Messenger RNA from Drosophila albomicans, 1331 nucleotides. RefSeq lists its product as uncharacterized. The coding region runs from base 315 to 1313 and encodes 332 amino acids. The record is from RefSeq and is a predicted model, not a curated record. The transcript has a single exon. Lineage: Eukaryota; Metazoa; Arthropoda; Insecta; Diptera; Drosophilidae.
UCACAUCGUUGUGUGUGCCACGGUGGCAGGCAGAGGCAGACACUAAUGCUGAUGCUGAGUGUUGCCUAAGACCGACCAUACGUGACCUUUAAUUGGCCACAUCCUGCUCGAGGUGCUACUGCUUUCGACUGAAUAUGGCGGAUCUAGAGAGGACAACUCGAUAAAACCCGCAAGGCCCUGGUGUCAAUCGCAACCGUGCCAAUGGGCCCGCAUGGCAGCUGCGUGAAUUUUGCUGUCUUCGAACGGUGACCUCCGGAUACCUGGCGACCUCCGGUUGCAAAUUUACAAAUCGCCUUGCCGUGAUACUGGGGGCUAUGUCACGGGCGACCUACCCGACCCCUGCACUCGUGGGAAUCAAAACUAGAAUGAACAAAAACCGAAAACAACCAAAACCAAAACAACAACAAUAUAAUAAUGACCAGCCAGUGGAACGAAUUCGUCUCUGCGGUGCGGCCAAGAAGCGUUUCCAUCAUUUCGUGCGUACCGGGAUGAAUCCAGAUGAGGCUAGACUGCGGGCUUUACAACCAAUGAAGUUUGACAAGAAAUCUAAACAACAGGGUAAGCAGCCGAUUCGCAGGCCACCUCAGCAACAGGAUAACUACGAUGAGUCACCAGGCAACUGGCAAGAAUCAAUUCAGCCGCUCAUGUCCAUCUCGUUGCCGACGCCUCCUUCAUCAGCGCCAAGCGAUCGAUUGCCAGUGCAAGCGCGUCUUGGAGCACCAGUAUUACGAGGACCUGCUGCAAGGCCUGUUGUGCAGCAACCGGUACAAGAGGAGCCACAAUGCCUCAAUUUGGCCAUACUGCCGGGCGAUUAUCCCAGCGAACUGUGGAGUGUGCCGCAGCUGGAGGCGGUGCAGCAAAGUAUUAUCGAUCUCAUACAGCGGCAGGAUGCGGACACCGUGAAACCACAAUUCUCUGGCUGCCAUUUUCGCCAAGGUUGGCUGUCGGUCAGCUGCCACGACAUCGACACCGUCAACUGGCUGCGUGCCAUGGACACGCGACUGCGUCCCUGGGAAGGCGCCUCGUUGCAGGUAAUACCCGAGACUGAAGUGCCCUUCAAGCGCGUCUUUGCGGGCAUCUUUCCAGCACUGGCGACGAGUUCGGUGAAGUAUUCGCUGCGUCUGAUUGAUGAGCAGAAUGAGGGACUUGCUGUCGACGAUUGGCACAUGCUUUAUCGUGCACAGUCGGGACCUCUCAUGAAACUUAUUAUAUCGAUCGAUUCGCAGUCUGCCGAGAUGCUCAGGCAACGUGGCUACUACCUCAACUACGGAUUUAGCAGUGUUCGAUUUCAACCAAUGGAAAUGUCUAAAUAAAGUAUUAUUGAAAGUAAA